AUGUCAGGCCAGCCCCCUCCACUCUACGAGGAGGUUAUAGCUGAGGACCGGGCCGCACAAGAACCCCCCUCAGCGCUAACUGUUCACCUUCAAGUAUGGCAUUAUAGAGCUGAAGGGAGAAGCCCUUUGAAUAACGACGGGCUCGCUUCCCUCUUCCGCGCCCACAACCUCCAAGCUUGGGAAGUGAUUCCAUUUGAGGCUGACGGGGUCACGGGUCUGAGCGCCCACGACCAGUAUGUUCCUGUCGAAGUGCGAUUCCGCCAUCGAGUUUGGGCGUACAACGAUCCAGGUGAAAAUCCCAUGGCCGAUGUCCGGGAGCUUUUCUUCAAAACUGCUCCACAGUUUAUCUAUCAGUUCUUCGUCCGUAUCAACAGCACUCCUCAUAACCUCAACAUCUUUCCGGUCAAUGUCCCGGAGAAUUUCUCCUCACGGUACACGCAUGCAUUUCACCUGAACCAGCUAAGCAUCCGCGUCAACACUUUUAUCGUUCCUAGCCCGGCGGUGACGAAUGAAGCGCAGUCUUGGUUACAGGAUGCCGUUCGCACUACCGAAGAUGUCCUGGAGAUCUUGGCUGCGAUAGUCAGCCUUUAUCUCAUGCAUCGAAACGCUCAAGAUCAGGCAAAUGGAAAUAAUCGGGCUGGUACUCAACAAGGGGCACGGGGCGUCGACGUUUUGGACGUGCAUGUACCAGAACGGCUCGGCCAGCUGCGAGCGCUAUUCCAACGGUUCCGUGAAGGCAUUGGGCAUCACGCCGGCCAACCACCAAGGGAUGUCGCGGAUCUGCAAGUUGCUUGGAAUACAGCCGCUGGACCCUUCGCGGAAUACAUGCGCCUUGCGAACCGCGUGGAGAGCAGAUUAACAAAACUAGAAAAUAAUCUGACUCUCUCCAACCAGGACCUGUAUGAGCUCGUCCAGGAUGCCCACCAUGGGGCACUCCUGUUCUCUGCGCUGAAACAAGCAGCGCAACCACUGGUUCGAGAACUUGAAGCAGACUACAGCCCGGUCAUAAAUCAAUACAAUACGAACAGGAACAUCUCGGGGAUUGCCACUGCUGUUAUCGCGGUCGGAGCCGUCUUUCUCUUUUGGAACCCCGCAGGCUGGGUCGCAUUGGGUGCCUACGGCGGUGGCUUCGUGGCGGGGGGUGCAACAGGUGUUGGGGUACACUCCUUCAUGGAUGCAGAACGUGGGAAAGCCUUCAUCAAGAAGAGUGGAGUUAGAGAGUUUGGCCUCGCCAUCAACGAGAUAAACAGAUGUGCCAACGAAGCCCGAGAAGCCAUUGCGAUGGUGUUCUGUGCCCAAGUGAUGCAGAAGAGGUUGGACGAAACUUUGCCCGAGCAUAAAAAGAAGGACAUUCUCGCAACACUCGGAGUUCACACAGAUGCCUUGCCCGAUGCUGUUUACAGCCAAGAACUCAUCCGCGACCGGUUGAAGAGGUUUCGUGAGGGCAACAGGAACUUGCGCAACAUGAUGACAAGGGUAAUGAAAGAUGCUAAUCUCGAGUUUGGAACUACCGAGCAAGCUAUGUAG
This is a messenger RNA of Fusarium vanettenii 77-13-4, 1527 nucleotides long. RefSeq lists its product as uncharacterized. The record is from RefSeq and is a predicted model, not a curated record. The transcript has 6 exons. Lineage: Eukaryota; Fungi; Ascomycota; Sordariomycetes; Hypocreales; Nectriaceae. Bases 1 to 1527 code for a protein of 508 amino acids.